Sinocyclocheilus rhinocerous is the source of this 9542-nucleotide messenger RNA. Its product is annotated as laminin subunit alpha-2-like. Gene Ontology annotation, biological process: animal organ morphogenesis; regulation of cell migration; regulation of embryonic development. The record is from RefSeq and is a predicted model, not a curated record. Lineage: Eukaryota; Metazoa; Chordata; Actinopteri; Cypriniformes; Cyprinidae. Gene Ontology annotation, molecular function: signaling receptor binding.
CCAAAGUCACUCGUAGAGUUUCUGGAGGCUCCUGGACUGCGUCUGCUGUUCGACUGAGCGCACAUGAAGAACAGGCAGAUCAGGACAUGAACAGAUCAUGUUUUGUCGUGCUCCUCGGGCUGCUGUGGCGGUGUUGUGGAGCUCAGCAGAGAGGUCUCUUCCCAGCUGUGCUGAACCUGGCCUCCAUGGCAGAGAUCAAGACCAAUGCCACAUGUGGAGAAACGGGACCAGAAAUGUACUGCAAACUAGUGGAGCAUGUACCAGGACAGCCCGUGAAAAACCCUCAGUGUCGGACCUGCAACCUGAAGAGUGAUUAUGCUAAUGAGUGGCAUCCCAUCGAGUACGCCAUCGACGGCACUAACAGAUGGUGGCAGAGCCCGAGCAUCAUGAACGGGAUGGACUACCAUUACGUCACUGUGACUCUGGACCUGCAGCAGGUCUUCCAGAUCGCUUAUGUGAUCCUGAAAGCUGCAAACUCCCCUCGGCCCGGAAACUGGAUUCUAGAACGUUCUCUGGACGGUGAAACAUUCAUGCCGUGGCAGUAUUACGCGAUUACAGACACAGAGUGCAUCACACGCUUCAACAUCGUCCCCAGAACAGGCCCGCCGUCCUACAUGCAUGAUGAGGAAGUCAUCUGUACUUCCUUCUACUCUAAAAUCCAUCCUCUGGAGAACAGAGAGAUUCACACCUCACUAAUAAACGGCCGUCCCAGUGCGGAUGAUCCAUCGCCCACAUUACUCAACUUCACCUCGGCACGCUAUAUCCACCUGUGGUUCCAAAGGAUCCGCACCCUAAAUGCUGACCUCAUGACCCUCGCCCUCAAUGACCCCCGAGACAUUGACCCCAUCGUCACCAGACGGUAUUACUACUCCAUUAAGGAUAUAUCAGUAGGAGGAAUGUGCAUCUGUUAUGGUCACGCUAAGGCCUGCCCUCUCAACCCAUACAACAAGAAAUUCAGCUGUGAGUGUGAACACAACACUUGUGGCGAGAGCUGUGACCGCUGUUGCCCUGGUUACAACCAGAAACCCUGGAUGGCGGAAACCUUCCUCACACGCCACGUCUGUGAAAAGUGCAACUGUCACGACAAAUCAGAGGAAUGCUAUUACAACCAGACUGUGGCUGAUGCUAAGCUGAGUUUGAAUAUGCAUGGUGAAUAUGAGGGAGGCGGAGUCUGCCUUGGUUGCUCUGAAAACACAGGAGGAAAUAACUGUCAAUCAUGUGUAGAUGGCUACUACAGACCAAGUGAGGUAAGUCCACACGAGCCCUGGCCCUGCAGACCCUGCUCAUGUGACCUGAGAGGUUCACUGCACUCUUCAUGUGUCCCAGACGAGAGUCAGGCCACCGCAGGUUUGGCAGUGGGCUCGUGCAUCUUUAAGCAGGGAUACGCAGGUGAGAAGUGUGACAGGUGUGCGUUUGGAUACACAGGAUUCCCUCUGUGUGAGCGAUGCAACUGCAGCAGUGAAGGCAGCAUUAACCAGGAUCCCUGCCAGCCGCCCUGUGUGUGUAAGGUACGACAUGUCUGGUACUGUUGGGGUGACAGGACUGCUUUCUGUCCUCUUACAUCCUCUGGCCCGGUGUCCUCCGGAGCAUUUGCCAGUGCUGAGCUACAAAACAAAUGCAAGAAAUCAGACCUGGCCUACGAUCAUUAUGGUCAAAGCACAGUAAAUGGUCAAGCUGAUACUCCCAACUGGAUGCUGCUUUUCCGUGGAUGCGAGAAGUGCUACUGUUCUGGUCUAGCCAGCCUGUGUGCUGAAUCCCACUGGGACUACAGUAAUGUGACGGAUAUGUCUGGAUGGUAUCUGACAGGAGCGGAUGGGGAGGGGCUUGUGUGGGCGGUGCCCAGCAGAGAGACGGCCCACCAGCUCACCGUCAGCCAAUCAGAUGCGCAGACUCACCUGACGGCACCGUACUACUGGAGCGCCCCGUCUGCUUACCUGCGCAAGAAAAUGAGUGCGUUUGGGGGUUCGGUGCCUUACUCGCUCUCUUAUGACACAGAGAGCAAAGACGACCCCGUUCCCAUCAUCAGCACUCCUGAUGUCAUCAUAGAGGGCGGCGGGCUGAGGUUGAUUGACAGCAGCUCUGGGGUUGCGGUGUAUCCGUUCUCCACAGCUGAGCGCAGGAUAGAUCUCCUGCCAGAGAGCUUUCAGCAUCAGGCCUCAGGACUGGCUGUCAGUAAGAGAGACUUCCACAGCGUCCUCAACAACAUCCAGCGUCUGCUGCCCCGGGCCUCCUACACUCAGGAACACAGCGCCAUCUACAGGUUGGGUCGUGUGAGCAUGAGUGUGGCUGCUGAAGGCUCUGGCAGCAGCGUUAAGGCCCACGCUGUGGAGGUGUGCCAGUGUCCUCCCGGAAAUGACGGCACUUCCUGUGAGAUGUGUGCUAUGGGCUACCGCAGGGUGAACGGGACACUGUACCGCGGCGUGUGUGAACUCUGUCAAUGCCACGGACACGUGGAGCGCUGCCAUGACGUCACUGGACACUGCCUGGGCUGUAGGGAUCACACGGUCGGACCGUACUGUGACCAGUGUGCUCCUGGAGACGCCACCAGAGGAACUGCAGAUGACUGUCAGCCAUGUGCUUGUCCUCUUCUCAGCCCAUCAAACAAUUUCAGUCCCACAUGUCACGCCGAUGCCAGGGGUGAGGUGAUCUGCGACCGAUGCCCGCCGGGUUACACGGGCACACGCUGUGACAGGUGUGCUAAUGGCUAUUUUGGUCGUCCCAACAUUCCUGGAGGUUCCUGUCAGCCGUACCUGGAUCUUACAGCAGAGCUCAGCUGCGACCCGGUGACCGGAGCCUGUCUGUGCUGUCGUGAGGGAUAUGGAGGGCCGGACUGUGAAAGGUGCGCUGACGGAUACUUUGGGGAUGCCCUUAUAGCCAAGAAUUGCCAAGCGUGUCAGUGUCACACUAAUGGAUCGCUCUCAGAGUUGUGCCAUCAGGAGACCGGACAGUGCCAGUGUCGACAACAUGUUGUUGGACGUCAGUGUGACGAGUGUAUGUCUGGCUUACACAUGCAGGGCGCUCAAGGCUGCGUUCCAUGCCACUGCAAUUCAUUCGGAUCGAAGUCGUUUGAUUGUGACGAGAGCGGUCAGUGUCGCUGUCAGCCUGGUGUGACGGGACAGAAGUGUGACCGCUGCGCUCCCGGACACUUCAGCUUUCAGGAAGGCGGCUGCACACCGUGCCAGUGUGCCCAUGUGGGAAAUAACUGUGAUGCUAACACAGGUCAGUGUAUCUGUCCGCCCAACACCGUGGGAGAGAGAUGUGACAAAUGUGCGCCCAACCACUGGGGUCACGACAUCAGCAGCGGCUGUAAGCUGUGCGGCUGUAACUCAUUGGGGUCUGUGGCACAGCAGUGUAAUGUGAACACUGGCUGCUGUAUGUGCCAUGAGCAGUUCAGGGGCGAGAAAUGUGAUGAGUGUAAGCUGGGUUACAGAGACUUCCCACAAUGCAUUUCCUGCCAGUGCUCGGUAGCAGGCUCGUCACUGUACACCUGCGAUGCAGAGUCUGGGCUGUUGCAGAGUGGGCAGUGCUCUUGCAAGGCCAAUGUGGAGGGAAUGAAGUGUGACCGCUGUAAGAUGGGCUCUUUCGGCCUCAGUCACAGGAAUCCGCUGGGCUGCAGUCAGUGCUACUGCUUCGGCUUGAGCAGCACAUGUAUGGAGGCCACGGGACUCAUCCGUAUGAGGAUAACAGCCUAUGGUGGGAAGCUGAAGUAUGCCAUCUAUUACGAGGCUCGUGAUGAGACGGGCCGCACCUCUUACAAGCCCCAGGUCAUCAUAAAGGGCGGCCCCAAUAAGGACAAGGUCAUGGUUCGCCACAUGCCAGCGCUUCAGAUUGGCCAGCUGACCCGUCACGAGAUUGACAUAACAGAGCAUGAGUGGAAGAACAGUGAUGACAGGUCGAUGUCUCGUGAGGAUUUCAUGGACGUGCUGUUUCAUGUCGAAUAUAUACUAAUAAAGGCCUCACACGGCAGCGUCAUGAGACACAGCAGGAUUUCUGAGAUCACUUUGGAGGUGGCUGAGGUGGGGACGCCCUCACAGGACAGUGAAAUCGCCCAUCAGAUUGAGAAAUGUGACUGUCCUCUGGGAUACGCCGGUCUCUCCUGUGAGGAAUGUGCGGCUGGGUUCUACAGGCUCUCUGUUCAUGCCGCUGCCAGAGCGGGAUUUGGCACCUGUGUCCGGUGCCAGUGCAAUGGACACAGUGACUCGUGCGAUCCUGAAACAGCCGUCUGCCAGUGUGAGGAGGGUUUUAAUGACUACCGCUGCACCGCCUGUCCUGAAGGCUACGAGGGAAAACACUGUGAAAGGUGCGCUGCUGGUUUCCACGGUAACCCGAGCGUGUUGGGCGGCUGGUGCGAGGAGUGUAAGUGCGAUGCUUACGGUGCAUUUCCCUCCGCGUGUGACCCGCGCUCCGGACAGUGCCGGUGCCGUCCCGGAGCCAGCGGCCUGAAGUGUGACCAGUGCAUGGAGAGGCAUGUGUGUGGCCCUCAGGGCAUCGUGUCGUGUGACGACGACUGCGCGGGACUCUUGAUUCGAGACAUGGAUCGUCUGCUGCAUUUGAUUGGCAGCGUUAAUCUCACUCUGCCCCUCCCCCUGCCGUAUAAAGUGCUGUAUCGAUACGAGAACAUGACGGAGGAGUUGAAGCACAUGCUGUCCCCUCAGAGAGCCCCGGAGAGACUGCUGCAGCUGGCCCACAGUAACCUGGGCAGUCUGGUCACUGAGAUGGACGAGCUGCUCAGCAGGACGACUAAAGUGUCUGCUGAUGGGGAGCAGACGGCAGCAGAUGCAGAGCGGAGCCGUAAAGGAGCCGAGGACCUGGAGCUUUACAUCAGGAGCACACUGCUGGCUGCUGAAGCUUUACGGGACAAAGCGCUUGAGCUGAACGCAACUCUGGGCUCGACGGACGGGGCUCCUGAGAAGAGCGUGAACGAGAUGAACGAUGAAAUCCAAACAAUGCUCGCAGAACUACGCAAACGCCAGCUCUCCGGCAAGAAAAACAUCGCUGACGAAGAACUGGGUGCCGCAGAGGCUCUUUUGGCUAGAGUGAAGCGUUUGUUUGGAGAUCCACACCAGGCCACAGAGGACCUGAAGAAGAAGGUCAGUGAUAAAAUGGGCGAUUACAGGCAGAAACUGGAUGAAGCUCAGGAUCUGCUGAGGGACGCGCACAACAAAACCAAACAGGCCGAGGGACUGGCUGUUAACAACCAACUGAACCUCGACCGUCUGCAGGGAAAGAGGGAUGUGGCCGGUGAACAGAAAAAGGAAAUGGAGGGAAUUUUGGCCGAAGGAGAGAAGAUGCUGGACGAAGCUAACGCUCUCUCAGACAGCAUCAACCAGGGCAAAGAGGAGCUGGAGGAGAUGGCCAGAGAGCUGGGCCCCCUGCAGGAUAAGUUGGAUUUUAAGGUGGCGCGGUUGGGUCGCGGUCUGGACGACUCCAUCCCUGAUCUGCUGCUGAGAGCGGAGGACCACGCCAGCCAGCUCAACGAUUCUGCUGCCAUACUCGACAGCAUUCUAGCUGAGGCAAAGAACCUGUCCUUCAACGCCACCGCUGCUUUCAACGCUUACACCAACAUCAAGAACUACAUCGAUGAGGCCAAUAAAGUGGCCAAAGAGGCAAAGAAAACCAGCAUUGAUGCUCUACAGCUGGCCUCAGGACCCAAAGGAUCUCUGAAAGACCAGGCCAAGGGUUCGGUUCAGAAGAGUCACCGUCUGUGGAACGAGGCCAAAGAGCUGCAGAAUGACGUGAAAGAAAAUGGAGACAAUCUGGGUGCUCUUCAGUUCAGACUGAAAGGACCCAACAAAAAGAACAAAGACUUACAGAAAGGCCUGAACGACACAAUGGAGAAACUCAACGCCAUCCCUGAUGAUCUGGCAGCGAAGAUCCAGGCCACUAAGCUGAAGGCAGCGGAGGCCAACGACACGGCCAUAGACGUGCUCCACCGCCUGAAGGACAUGAACCUCAACCUGAUGGGCCUGAAGAGGAACCACAGCAAACUGGAGGACGACGUCAAGACAGCCAACAACCUGAUCAAAGACCCGGAGAAAAACAUUCACGCGGCCGGAGCUAAAGUCAAGGAUGUGGAGAACGAGGCCGAUAGGUUGUUGGAGAAACUGAAGCCCAUUCAGGAGCUCCAGGACAACCUGAAGAAAAACAUCUCGCAGAUCAAAGAGCUCAUCAGCCAGGCUCGCAAACAGGCCAACUCUAUUAAGGUGUCUGUGUCGUCCGGUGGAAGCUGUAUCCGCACCUACCGGCCGGAGAUCAAGAAAGGCCGCUAUAACACCAUCAUCCUCCAUGUGAAGACGGUUGCUGCUGAUAACCUGCUCUUCUACCUCGGAUCGGCCAAAUAUGUGAUGGAUUUCUUGGCAGUGGAGAUGAGGAAGGGUAAGGUGAACUUCCUGUGGGAUGUGGGAUCAGGGGUCGGCCGUGUCGAAUAUCCCGAUCUCCUCAUCAACGAUGGAAACUGGCAUCGGAUCGAGGCCUCACGUAUCGGGCUGAACGGCAGUAUCUCCGUCCAUGCGCUGGGGGGGCCCAAAACUGGCAUCUUACCGACCCUCAGUAGUGCCAAAUCACCCGAGAGUUACACCGUGCUGGAUGUGGACCAGAAUGCUUACCUGUUUGUCGGCGGCAUGCUGGGCUCAGUGAAGAAGGCAGACGCUGUGAAAACCACCACAUUCUCAGGCUGUAUGGGAGAGACGUCUCUGGAUGGAAAACCCAUCGGCCUCUGGAACUACAGAGAGAGAGACGGGGAUUGUGCUGGAUGUGUGGUCAGUCCUCAGCCAGCGGACACUGAAGGCACGAUUCAGUUUGACGGAGAGGGAUACGCCGCCGUCAGCCGACCCACCCGAUGGAACCCAAAUGUUUCCACGGUCAUGUUCAAGUUUCGCACGUUCUCCACAGACGCGCUCAUGAUGUACUUCGCCACCAGAGACAUGAAGGACUUCAUGAGUGCAGAGCUGAGCGACGGGAGGGUAAAAGUGAGUUAUGAUCUGGGCUCUGGCACCGGCUCCAUCAUCAGUGACAAACGCUAUAAUGACGGCAAAUGGAAGUCGUUCACCAUGUCCCGCAUGAAGAAAGAAGCAAACAUCGCCAUAGUGAACAUCGACACUAAUGAGGACGAGCAGUUGCGGAUGGCGUCUCCAGGUGGAGCGACAGGCCUCAACCUAAGGGAGGAUGAGAGGAUAUAUUUUGGCGGUGUACCCAAGACUGGAAACUACAGGUCAGAGGUGGUUUUGAAGAGAUUCUCUGGCUGUAUGAAAGACAUUGAAGUUUCCAGAACGCCGUACAAUCUGCUGAGCAGCCCAGACUACACAGGACUGACCAAAGGCUGCUCCAUUGAGAACCUGCACACCGUGAGCUUCUCCAGGCCCGGGUACAUGGAGCUGAAGCCUGUAUCGUUUGAUGUGGGCUCAGAGAUCUCUCUCUCCUUCAGCACGAAGAGUGAAAACGGCAUCAUCCUGUUCGGCAGAGGAGGACUGACCUCUAUGACGCAGCUCACGCAGGGCCUGACGCCUGUCCACAUCCCGCGCCGCUCGCGCAGACAGACCGGAGAGCCCUUCCUGUCUGUGCAGCUGAAUAAAGGGGCUCUGGAGGUGCUGGUGUUCACAGGCAGCAAGAGUCCACGCAGAGCUUUCAGAAAAGCGGAUAAGGGAAUACUGCAUGAUGGGAGAGAGCACUCACUGCGCAUCCAGAGACUCCCGGGAGCAUCUUUCACUGUGCAGGUGGAUGAAGAGCCACCCUUCCAGCAGCCAUUACCCAACGAUCAUCCUCUGAGCAUCCAUCGGCUCUUCAUUGGAGGCAUCCCGACGGACAUAGAAACAGGUGUACAGCGGCCCAACGUGCCUUUUGAGGGCUGCAUCUGGAACCUUCUCAUCAACACUGUGCCCGUGGAUUUCUCUCAGCCCGUGGCCUUUGAGAACGCAGAGAUUGGGCAGUGUCCUGACCUGGCCCCGCCCCAGACCCCUGAGGAAGAGGAGGAGGAGGAAGAGGCUCUGAGGCCUACAGAAGCAGCUCGGCCUCCACCACCAGCCUCCACUGCCACGCCCCUUGCUGAAGCCACGCCCAUCCCAGACACGCCCACCAGUGUCAGAGAAGCCGGGGCGCCGUGCGCAGCGGAGGCGGAGCCUGUCGUGCUGGAACUGGCCAAACAGUUCGGUCUGUCCAGAAACAGUCACAUGGUCUUUGAGUUUGACGACAGGAAGGUGAAGAACAGGCUGAUCAUGGAGUUCGAGAUACGCACAGAAGCAGCCUCGGGGCUGGUUUUCUACAUGGCCAGGAUAAACCACGCUGACUUCGCCACCAUCCAGCUGAAGGAGGGAAUGGCUCACCUGAGCUACGAUCUGGGCAGCGGCAACACCUCCGUCAGCGUGCCGCGCAUCAUCAACGACGGACAGUGGCACAAGAUCCGUGUGACGAGAGAGAAGCAGAGAGGUUUUCUCGUGAUUGACGGCCGUUACUCCAAACACACCACCAGCCCAAAGAAAGCUGAUAUUCUGGAUGUGGUGGGAAUGUUGUACGUGAGAGGUUUACCGCUGAACUACAGCAGCAGACGCAUCGGACCGGUGCUGCACAGUAUCGACGCUUGCAUUAGAAACUUCAAGAUGAUGCAUCUGCCGCUGGACAUGGAGAAACCCGCGUCUAGCUACCGCGUGGGCUCCUGCUUCGCCAACCCAGAAAAAGGAACUUAUUUUGAUGGCACUGGCUAUGCUAAAGCUGUGGACACGUAUCGAGUGGGUAACGAUGUGUCCGUGGGUCUGGAGUUCAGGACGGCACAGAGCAGCGGCGUUCUGUUCGGCGUCAGUAGCCAGAAGAUGGACGGACUGGGAAUCGAACUUGUCAACGGAAAGCUUUUAUUCCAUGCUGAUAAUGGAGUGGGGCGCUUCACAGCCGUAUAUGAGCCGGAUCCGGAGGCGGGGCUUUGUGAUGGACAGUGGCACACCGUCUCUGCCCACAAACUGAAGCACCGCCUGGAGCUCGUCGUGGACGGCAAGAAGUCCGAGGCAGCGAGUCCAGACGCCCGCUCUGCCUCCGCCGAUACCAAUGACCCGGUGUAUGUGGGCGGAUACCCCGAGGGUCUGAAGCAGUUUGGACUCACUAUAAACACACCGUUUAAAGGCUGCAUGAGAAAUGUGAAGAUCACUGAAACUGGGAAGACACUGGAGGUCCAGAUGAACAAAGUCCUGGAGCUCAAAGGAGUUCAACCUCUCACCUGCCCUGCUAGUUAAACACCGCACACUCACGCACACACACUCACUCACACGCGCACACACUCACUCACACGCGCACACACACGCGCGCGCGCUCACACACGCUCACGCACGCACACACACACACUCACCUGAUUCAUUGAACUGCUACUCAGAGUGAAUCAGUUCAUGAAUCAAAAUCAGAAAUAUUCAGAGAACUAACUGAAGUACUAGCUGUGCUGCUCAUAACCAAAUAACACAAGGAAUAUUAAUAAACAAACAGCUAGACAAACCAAAGGUUACAGACAAACCAAGCCAAAUGAAAAACAGAUCAAAAACUGCUUUAAAAUAAAAUUACUACAGCCA